CAGAUCCUCUUCGCUCGCAUGUCCAUCACUGUCCUGGCCAGUUUUAUCUACAUGUGGUACGCGCAGGUCCCCAACCCGCUGGGAACCCGUCCAGUGGUGGGCUUGCUGAUUCUGCGUGCGGUGGGCGGCUUUUUCGGUGUCUAUGGGCUGUAUUACUCGGUGCAAUAUUUGCCUAUAUCUGAGGCAUCUGUGCUUACCUUCCUGGCUCCUAUCCUCAGCUGCUACACCUGCUCGUUAUUCAUUCCCGGGGAACGGUUUACCGGGAAGCAACAGCUGGCUGCGGUGAUAUCGCUGGUGGGCGUGGUUCUCAUUGCUCAGCCUUUUGCAUUUUUCAGAUCAGGCGAAUCGGCCAAUACGACGACCGAGGAGUCUGACACGACGAAAAAGGAGUACCAGCAUACCAUGGCGGUUAUCGUUUCGUUGAUUGGUGUAAUGGGUGCCUCCUGUGCCUACUCAACGAUCCGUAUGAUUGGGACUCGCGCCCAUCCUCUUGUGUCUGUCACAUAUUUCUCUGCUGUCACAGCCAUUAUCUCCCUCGUAGCCAUGGCAGCUCUUCCCUGGGUGCCGUUCAAGCUGCCGGCGACCUGGAUUGACUGGGUUUUGCUAGCAGGCUUGGGAGUUUGUGGAUUCCUGCUGCAGUUUUGGUUGACGGCAGGAUUGGCGUAUGUUCCACCGCCCCCCAAGGGGGGAACGGGUAGCAGUAACAAGUCAUCGGGGUCGCGGGCGACAUCGAUGCUAUAUACAGUGAUGAUAUAUGCAAUGUUCUAUGACAAGGUGGUCUGGGGAGUUACGCUGUCGCCAGUGAGUUGGGUGGGAUCGGCAUUGAUCAUAGGCAGUGCGAUUAGCGUAGCCAUGGCGCGAGACGAUCGUUCAGGUUCAGAUGGAGGAUCUGCCGAAGAUGCGGGGGAGAGAGAACCCCGAGAGAAUGAAGCUGCAAAGGCGACGUCAGACCUGGAGCAUUCGCAUCGGGUGGAGGAAGGAGGGAGAAGCUAAUGCACGAUAGAGAGGAGGGAAAGAGGGGGUGUCGAUCACUGAAUAGAAAACCAGAUGGACCAUGGACAGUCGACGGCUAAAUGGCGGUACGAGCGUGUAGAUAUCAUGUCUGUGCUGGGCGAUAGUAUGAUAUGAAAAUGAUGAUGAAUGCAACCGUUUUGGACUGAGAUGUCACAGUAGGGUAAGUAAUACCACCU
Messenger RNA from Aspergillus wentii DTO 134E9, 1190 nucleotides. Its product is annotated as DMT family transporter. Gene Ontology annotation, cellular component: membrane. The record is from RefSeq and is a predicted model, not a curated record. The transcript has a single exon. The coding region runs from base 52 to 993 and encodes 313 amino acids. NCBI's taxonomy places the organism in Eukaryota, Fungi, Ascomycota, Eurotiomycetes, Eurotiales, Aspergillaceae.